AUGGGAGCAGGUGUAUCAAGGAAAGCGCACAAUCCAGUAAGAGCAACGAUGGCUGCAAACUCCGAAAUCUCAGGGGCUGACUACAGCACUUUAGUGGCUACAGACAUAACUGCCGCCUCUGAUACGCUGGUUACGGAUGAAGACUGGCAGACAAAGUGUGUUACUGUCUUAGACAGAACCAAAUUUAUUUUCAACAUGGAAUUACAAAGCGACGUAAGAUUUGUUGUUCCAGCGUCAUUCGGCCUGGGGCGAGUCAUCCCAGCUCACAAGUUUAUUCUUGCAAUCAGCAGUCCUGUGUUUUAUGCCAUGUUUUAUGGUCCAGUGGCGGAGACCAGAAACUCUUUUGAAAUUCUCGAUUAUGAGUACGAAAGUCUUUUGGAGUUCUUUCGUUUCUUAUACCACGACGAAGUCAAUUUGAGCGAAAGUAAUGUACUGCAGGUGUUGCAGCUGGCCAAGCAGUACAUUGUGCCUUCGCUCGUGAAUAAAUGUACCGAGUAUUUGCGAGACUUUGUAGAAAUAUCAAAUGUAUUUAAAUUUCUAGUUGCCGCUCAGACAUACGAAGAGAAAGACUUGGAAGAUAAGUACUGGAAAGUGAUUGAGAUGCAGGCAGAUCAGGCUGUGACGUCAGAGGAAUUUUUUACGGUUGAACGAUCUGUUGUUGAGUCUGUUGUGAAGAGAGAGACGCUGAAUAUAAAGGAAGUGGAUCUAUUUAAAGCAGUUAACCAGUGGGCAACAAGAAAAGUUGAAAAGCAAGAGAGAACUCCUGAUGGCGACUUGAGAAGACGAAUUCACGGAGAAGAAAUAGUAAAAGCAAUAAGGUUUCCCUUGAUGUCCCAGAAAGAGUUUGCCUAUGUUGUUGUGGAUUCGGGCAUUCUUACAGUUAAGGAGCACGGAGACAUGAUGAAAUAUUACAGCAACGUUUCAAUAACUUCUUUACCAUUCUCAAGAGUUAAAAGACUGCGAACAGACUUUCUUCGCUGCCAUAGAUUUUUAACAUAUUUUAGGCCAUAUCUUGCAAGUGGUGAUAGUUAUGCCUACUGGUUUUACGGCCUUGGUGCGACUGACAAGGCAAGAUUCUCAGUCAAUAAACCUAUCAGGCUUCGUGGAGUUAGGCAUUUUGGCUCCAUAGGAAAUAAUUACACUAUUUCCUUGCAGGUGGACGAUGUCCAAUAUUUUCCGCCAAAUUGUCUUGUAAAACAGUCGGGAAGGUACGCUUCCUCCGAAUUCAAAAUGGAUAAGACCUACAUAUAUGCUGGCUUUGAUGUAAUGUUUGACUGUCCAAUCGAUCUGGAAGAAGAUUGUGAAUAUGAAAUCAAAUCUCUUAUCAACGGCCCUUUGUCAUGGUACGGAGAUCGAGGCCAAAACUCUGUUGAGUGUCACGGAGUGAUUUUCACCUUUAAGGAUCCCUUGGAAAGCAACGACCGAACCAACGCAAGUUGCGGUCAGUUUCCCUGCUUAAUCUUCACAUGA
This is a messenger RNA of Stylophora pistillata, 1470 nucleotides long. RefSeq names its product BTB/POZ domain-containing protein 6-B. Gene Ontology annotation, molecular function: protein binding. NCBI's taxonomy places the organism in Eukaryota, Metazoa, Cnidaria, Anthozoa, Scleractinia, Pocilloporidae. The record is from RefSeq and is a predicted model, not a curated record. Gene Ontology annotation, biological process: neurogenesis. Gene Ontology annotation, cellular component: cytosol.